AUGUUUUCCUCUCUUUUCAUUCUAUUCCUUGUCUCAAGAUAUUCUGAGCAAUCACUUGAAGUGCUGACCAAAUUCACAAAUGCAAUAAAAACUGGAAAUCGUGAGGAAAUCUAUGCAACGCUAGAUGACAAUUUCAAAAUUAUCAGAUGCGAUUCUGAAGAGGUUUUGAGAAAAGAGGAUUUGGUUGAGAGAUAUAAAAAUAUACCCGGAGAGAAUCUGUUCUUCAAUAAUUAUACAGUUUUGGAAAAAACAGAUUAUGGAAACAGUAUUCUUUAUAUGUUGAAUAUUAGUGGAGUUGCGAUGAGUUUUUUUGAAAUUGGCGGACAGAAAAUUAUUUCCGAAACACAACGAAAUUGUGAACAACAACCAAUUACAACAUCUUUGAUCAAUGAUCCACAAAUGAUUGCAAGUUAUACGAUUUCGAGAUAUUUGGAUGCUUUAAAAAAUCACAGCCUAAUUCAAGAUGUUCUUGCAAAUGAUUACGAAUGUUUCCUCUACACUGUGUCCAAAUUUAAUCGAACUGAAUAUAUUAAUGCGUUAACUUCAACAUCUAUCACUAAACCCGUUUCAAAAAAUCAAAUAAAAAUCAAUCAAGCUUGGGAAUCUGAGGGAAAAAUAUUCUUUUUAUCUCGAAGUUUAUGUGAAUGAGAGAAAAGAUUCGAUUGCAACCAUCUAUUUUUCGGUGACUCGAGAAUAUCGGAUAAGUUAUGAAAGUCAAAUGAUUAUUAAUUAUCAACCAUUUCCAACAUUAUCAGCUUUGAUUGAUUACGGCGUUGUAAAAUAUGUUGAUUUGAAACUUUUCUAA
This is a messenger RNA of Caenorhabditis angaria, 805 nucleotides long. The record is from the annotation of a GenBank genome assembly. Lineage: Eukaryota; Metazoa; Nematoda; Chromadorea; Rhabditida; Rhabditidae.